This is a messenger RNA of Chinchilla lanigera (long-tailed chinchilla), 3113 nucleotides long. RefSeq names its product serine/arginine repetitive matrix 1 (gene Srrm1). Gene Ontology annotation, biological process: regulation of mRNA splicing, via spliceosome; mRNA processing. Gene Ontology annotation, molecular function: RNA binding. NCBI's taxonomy places the organism in Eukaryota, Metazoa, Chordata, Mammalia, Rodentia, Chinchillidae. Gene Ontology annotation, cellular component: spliceosomal complex. The record is from RefSeq and is a predicted model, not a curated record. The transcript is spliced from 18 exons. The coding region runs from base 117 to 2864 and encodes 915 amino acids.
GGUACAGCGGCGCACGCUGCGUCCCGGCGCUCCGCUGCCCUCCGCCGGUCCCGCCCUCCGUCGCGGCAGCGCGGUGCAGCCUGGGAUAGGGAGCGAUCUCCGAGCGAGGCAGCAAGAUGGACGCGGGAUUCUUCCGCGGAACAAGUGCAGAACAGGAUAAUCGGUUCAGCAACAAACAGAAGAAACUACUGAAGCAGCUGAAAUUUGCAGAAUGCCUAGAAAAAAAGGUGGACAUGAGCAAAGUAAAUUUGGAGGUUAUAAAGCCUUGGAUAACAAAACGCGUAACGGAAAUCCUUGGAUUUGAAGAUGAUGUUGUGAUUGAGUUCAUAUUCAACCAGCUGGAAGUGAAGAAUCCAGAUUCCAAAAUGAUGCAAAUCAACCUGACUGGGUUUUUGAAUGGGAAAAAUGCUAGAGAAUUUAUGGGAGAACUUUGGCCCCUACUAUUAAGCGCACAAGAAAACAUCGCUGGAAUCCCUUCUGCUUUCUUAGAACUAAAGAAAGAAGAAAUAAAACAGAGACAGAUUGAACAAGAAAAAUUGGCAUCGAUGAAAAAGCAGGACGAAGACAAAGAUAAGAGGGAUAAGGAAGAAAAAGAAAGCAGCAGAGAAAAAAGGGAGAGGUCUCGAAGCCCAAGAAGACGCAAGUCCAGAUCUCCUUCCCCAAGAAGACGAUCUUCCCCUGUGAGGAGAGAGAGGAAGCGCAGUCAUUCUCGAUCUCCCCGUCACAGAACCAAGAGCCGGAGUCCUUCCCCUGCUCCAGAAAAGAAGGAAAAAACUCCAGAGCUCCCUGAACCUUCAGUGAAAGUAAAAGAACCUUCAGUACAAGAGGCCACAUCUACUAGUGACAUCCUGAAAGUUCCCAAGCCUGAACCCAUGCCAGAACCUAAAGAACCUUCUCCGGAGAAAAAUUCCAAAAAAGAAAAGGAAAAGACCCGGCCAAGAUCCCGGUCACGUUCCAAAUCCAGGUCUCGGACCCGCUCUCGCUCUCCUUCUCAUACUCGACCACGCAGGCGGCAUCGGUCCCGAUCAAGAUCAUACUCACCUAGAAGGCGGCCAAGCCCGAGAAGGAGACCAUCUCCUCGGAGAAGAACUCCACCACGACGAAUGCCACCUCCUCCAAGGCAUAGGAGGAGUAGAUCUCCAGUAAGACGAAGAAGACGUUCAUCAGCAUCAUUGUCUGGGAGUAGCUCAUCAUCCUCCUCGUCUCGUUCCCGGUCACCACCAAAGAAACCUCCCAAGAGGACGUCCAGCCCCCCUCGCAAAACUCGUAGGUUAUCUCCUUCAGCAAGUCCUCCAAGGCGAAGGCACAGGCCAUCACCUCCCGCUACUCCACCACCAAAAACUCGUCAUUCCCCAACACCCCAGCAGUCAAACCGUACAAGAAAAAGCCGUGUUUCUGUGUCUCCCGGGAGAACGUCAGGUAAAGUGACAAAACAUAAAGGUACUGAGAAAAGAGAAUCACCAUCACCAGCACCAAAGCCUAGAAAAGUAGAGUUAUCUGAAUCUGAAGAAGAUAAAGGUGGCAAAAUGGCUGCAGCCGAUUCUGUGCAGCAGAGACGCCAGUACAGACGACAGAACCAGCAGUCUUCAUCUGACUCUGGCUCCUCCUCUUCCUCUGAAGAUGAGCGACCCAAGCGAUCCCAUGUGAAAAAUGGUGAGGUGGGCAGGCGGCGGAGACAUUCCCCUUCCCGGAGUGCAUCUCCAUCACCCCGAAAGCGCCAGAAAGAGACUUCCCCUCGGAUGCAGAUGGGAAAGCGAUGGCAAUCGCCAGUGACUAAAAGCGGUAGACGAAGGAGAAGCCCCACCCCUCCGCCCGCCAGAAGACGCCGCUCUCCUUCACCAGCUCCUCCUCCUCGGCGGCGCAGAUCUCCCACGCCACCGCCACGACGAAGGACUCCCUCACCUGCCCCUCGGCGGCGCUCGCCUUCCCCAAGAAGGUACUCUCCUCCCAUACAGAGGAGGUACUCUCCUUCUCCACCUCCAAAGAGAAGAGCGGCUUCACCCCCACCCCCUCCUAAGAGAAGGGUAUCGCCAUCCCCACCACCAAAGCGCCGGGUCUCCCCCUCUCCACCGCCCAAACAAAGAAGCUCCCCACCUGCCAAGAGACGCUCACCAUCUGUCCCAUCAAAGCAUAGGAAAGGGUCUUCCCCAAGCCGCGCUCCCAGGGAGACUCGGUCACCACAACCAAACAAACGACAUUCGCCCUCACCGCGGCCGCGAGCUCCUCAGACCUCAAGUCCUCCACCUGUUCGAAGAGGAACAUCGGCCUCACCCCAAAGGAGGCAGUCUCCAUCUCCAAGUACCAGGCCCAUUAGAAGAGUCUCCAGAACUCCAGAACUUAAAAAGACAAAAAAGGCGGCCUCACCAAGUCCGCAGUCUGUAAGGAGGGUUUCAUCCUCUCGAUCUGUCUCUGGAUCUCCUGAGCCAGCAGCUAAAAAGCCCCCAGCACCUCCAUCCCCUGUCCAGUCGCAGUCACCCUCUACAAACUGGUCCCCUGCGGUGCCGAUCAAAAAGGCUAAAAGCCCAACGCCAAGCCCAUCACCAGCCAGGAAUUCUGAUCAAGAAGGAGGUGGGAAGAAAAAGAAGAAGAAGAAGGACAAGAAACACAAAAAGGAUAAGAAACACAAGAAGCACAAAAAACACAAGAAGGAAAAGGCUGUGGCUGCGCCCACUACGGCCCCUGUCACCCCUGCAGCUGUUGCUGCUGCCACAACCACAUCAGCACAGGAAGAGCCCGAGGCAGCCCCGGAGCCGAAGAAGGAGACUGAAAGUGAAGCUGAGGAUAACCUGGACGACCUGGAGAAGCACCUGCGGGAAAAGGCUCUGCGGUCCAUGCGGAAGGCUCAAGUGUCCCCACAGUCCUAGGUGGGAAUGUUUGUUAGGAUGUAAAUUUUAUUUGGUUUGUACUCAAUUCAAUUUCAAAAUUGCUAAAAUGUGUUUGAGCUUUAGACUAUAACAUUUGUUGUAAUAAUUGCUAGGUUGAAGUUCACCAUAUAAAAAAGGGGGGGCAUGGAUUUACAUUGCAAAAGGUGUCCACAGUGUAUUAGUGACAUUUUUUCAUUGACAGCUGACAUAAAUUCAUUUAGAGUAAAAUAUUUUAAGCCAAAAAAAAAA